Messenger RNA from Penicillium daleae, 987 nucleotides. RefSeq names its product NAD-dependent epimerase/dehydratase family protein. Bases 1 to 987 code for a protein of 328 amino acids. The record is from RefSeq and is a predicted model, not a curated record. The transcript has 3 exons. Lineage: Eukaryota; Fungi; Ascomycota; Eurotiomycetes; Eurotiales; Aspergillaceae.
AUGAUACCACGGAUCUUUAUCACCGGCGCGUCAGGCUUUGUCGGCGGUACGACGACAGGCGCGUUGCGGAAGGCUCAUCCCGACUAUGAGGUCGUUGUACUAGUACGCAAUGAGGGGCAGGUAAACACCUUGCGACAGGCCUGGCCGGACGUCGAGAUUAUUAUCGGUACCUUGGAUGACGAUGGGAUCCUUGCAACGGAAGGUGGCAAGGCUGAUGUUGUUCUACAUAUCGCCUCGUCUGAUCAUAUGAACGCGCCUCAAUCCAUAAUCGCUGGUAUGGGGCGGGGCAAGAAAGGCCGCUUCAUCCACAUCUCUGGAACGGGUGUAAUCAACGACGUAUCCACUAGUCUCGGAGAUGAGUCCACCAAGGUCUACGAUGACGUGAAGGAUAUCCAAGAGAUUAUCAACCUGCCUAUGACUGCGUAUCACCGAAGUGUUGACGACGCCGUUAUCAUAUCUGGGCAAGAAUAUGGCGUACCCACGGCAAUCAUCUGUCCGCCCAUGAUCCAUGGCGUUGGAAAGGGUCCGUGUAAAAAACGCAGCAUCCAGAUACCUAUUUUGAUCGAAGCAAUUGUGGAACGGGGAAGGGCCUUCACUGUGGGGCAGGGGAACAACAAGUGGGAUCAUAUCCAUGUUCGAGACCUGGCUAAUGCGAUUGUAUUAAUGGUUGAGGAAGCCCUUAAACCCAAUGGAGGAGCCGCGACAUGGGGCCCGCAAGGCUACUACUUCGUGGAAGCCGGUGAAUUUGCAUGGAGAGAAAUUUCAGCCGAAUUGGCGCACUUGCUUCACGCCCAAGCCAAAAUUGCCAGCAGCGAGGUCGAUAAACUAACUGUCGAGGAGGCUACAAAGGUCCAUUGGUGGGCGCCUGUCCUCUGGGGAGGAAACUCUCGGAGCCGAGCAUCUCGCAUUCGGACGUUGGAAUGGAUGCCCGAUAUCACAACAGUUUCGCCGACUCUACCAGAGAUGAUCCAGCAGGUACUCAAAUAG